Molecule: messenger RNA, 11163 nt
Organism: Cottoperca gobio
Lineage: Eukaryota; Metazoa; Chordata; Actinopteri; Perciformes; Bovichtidae
Gene: kmt2ba
Product: lysine (K)-specific methyltransferase 2Ba
Exons: 36
Coding region: 59-9448 (3129 amino acids)
Biological process (GO): positive regulation of DNA-templated transcription
Cellular component (GO): histone methyltransferase complex; nucleus
Molecular function (GO): histone H3K4 methyltransferase activity; zinc ion binding; protein binding
Source: RefSeq, a predicted model, not a curated record
UCUCAGAUCGCUGCUGUCAGCCUCUGCCAGCUUGCCGUACGUGUUGUUGUAGUAAAUAAUGGCGGCAUCGGGAGGCGGAUUAUCCCCUCCCGCUACCAUGGCUGGCUUGAGCACCCAAGCGCCGGCUCGGGCUCGCUUCCCUGGUCGGCCUUGCACGGUUCGCAGCAGGCUGCGGUCUGAGAAACGUACCAAAUACGGAAGGUUGGUCUCGGACGACGGGGAUCUGUCUACUGAAAGGCCGAGGCCCGUAAACAUCGGCCUGGCGUUGAGCGAGGACCCGUCCCUGCUACGCCUGCUCGGGGUGGCGGAGAAGCACAGCAGGCAGAGAGAUGCGGGCUUCGACUCCAGCAACAGUGAGGAGGAGGAGGAAGUUUUCACUGGAUUUGGGACCACAAAACUUCAUCCACAGAAAGCUCUUCUGUCCUCGUUACUCAGCCAAGCUUCAGGCCGUUCCCUGGGGGCAAAGCCUCUUAUUGGAAAGAUUACACCUAAGAGCCCAAAAUCAGCUCUUGUUGGUAAAAUUGUACAGAGGGACCCUGAAGAAGACCAGGGUAUCGAAGAGAGCCCAUCAAUAGACGAAGAAAUACCCACGGUGGUAAUUAAACUGCACGGCAAGCAGGUAGCUCUCACUGCAGUAGCCAAACAUGCAGGCGAGCAGGCCUCAGGUAGCAGUACAAGAUCAGCUGACUCAAUCAGGAAAGUAGGAAAAUCAGCAUACUCACGCAGUAUGCGAAACCAAACAGCCUCUACCUCAGCUGGUGGCAACAAGCAAGUUUCCAAGGUCAAAGAACCAGGUGAGGUGUCAGAGGAUUCAGACACAGACCAAUCCCAGCCACAGAGAUCUGUGAGACGCAUGAGGGGGUUUCAAAUUGGGCACACCAGACGCACAGCUCAAGCAGUUGCUCCGCCGUUCACAUCCUUUCACAAACGGCAGAGGAAGAGAAUGGCUAAGGGUAUGGGUGCCUCUCCAGAGGCCGGAGCUGAGGCCGGUGCCCAGAGUGGAGAGGAGGCAGCCAUGCCUCUCGAGUGUAAAGCCACAGAUUCAUCUGAAAAAAGAAUACACAAAAGACCACGCAAAUGUUUCUUUGGGUACAGGCGAAAGUCAAAGCCAAAAGACGCUCCAGUAAUUAAACGUCCAAAAAUCAGGCAUUCUUGCACUAGGCGUGUUUACUACACCUAUCUACCAGAACCCAUUCCGGCCCCGCCGGGGGAGAACAAGCAGCAGCUGCAAACUCGGAAUAUAACUCCAUCUGAGAGUGAGCCGAACAACUCCUCCACUCCUGUAACGAGCGCACGGUCCUCCCGUGUCAUUAAAACGCCGAAGAGGUUCUUGGACGAGGAAAUGAUUUCCUUUCCAAAGGGUUCUUUGUCUAAAUGGCUGAAAAGUCAACAGAGGGAGGAUGGAAAACCAAGUCAAUCAUGUCAUGAGUCAAGCUAUGAUGGCAACUCGCGGCAUUCAGACUUUGACUCUAUAUCUGUUGCUGACAGCCCAUCGGCAGUGACAAAGUUCUCAUCAAAGCCCAGGCCAGGCACGAGCCACCUAGAGAUCUACAAGAACCUCAAGAAACUGACCUUGAAACUGGCGGAGAAAAAGAAAGGCCACUCCGACACUGACGGGGGUUACAAACAUCAUGGCGACGGUUUGACCUCUCAUGUCAGGAAGAGACGGCGGUCAAAGCUCAUGAUGGAGGAGAUGGACUCUCCUGGUGUUGUCAGGAAACUAGCCGUGGUGGUGAACGCUGAUGUGGUAGCCCCCUCACAUAUGCCAUUAGCAGAUACAGGCAACAAUGAGUUGCCGUUUGGUACAGAUGAAGCAGGAGGCGUGAUUGGGGACAGUCAAGAGGCGUUGGAAGUCAGCAAUCCUAGCUAUCGAAUUGGUCUCAGUGGCGCUAAUAAGACAAUGCUCCACUUGCUGAAGAAAGCCAAAGUCCAGCUCAUCAAGAUUGAUCAGCAGAAGCAGCUCAAAUUGUCACAGUUGGGGACAAGAGAAUCACGAGUGCCAGUGACCAGAAGAAGAAGGAGGAGAGUUGGGUUAGCUUCCAAAGAUACCAGUUCUCAGGAGCAGCCGCUGGGUGGUCCGAGGAUCAAACAUGUGUGUCGGGCAGCAGCAGUGGCUUUGGGGCAACCCCGUGCCAUGGUGCCAGACGACAUCCCCAGACUCAGCGCCCUGCCACUUCAUGAGAGAGAGGGCAUUACCUUUUCUCCCGCAGCAGAAGAUGUGGCAGAUGAUGACGAUGAUGAUCAGGGCAGGGCUCAGUGGGUUGUCUCUAAGGAACACUUCCAGCGGAGGAGGAGGGGCAGAGGGAGGGGGAGGGGCCACAUGUUCAGAAAGAGGAAGACCCUGACUCUAAAUGCACCCGGGGGAAUCCGUGCCCGACGCUGUGGAUGCUGCAGAGGCUGUUUGAUAGCGGAGGACUGCGCAGAGUGUGUAAACUGCCUCGAUAAGCCCAAAUUCGGAGGCCCCAACACCAAGCGGCAGUGUUGCGUAUAUAGGAAAUGCGAUCGGAUUGAGAAAGCGAGGAUGGACCGCAUCAUCAAACCAUUGAAACUCCGGGCAAGGCGUUUUUCUGCCUCCGUGACAAGCAGUGAAGAUAAAAACUGGAGUUUUGAAGGAGCGGGAGAGGGAGCGGGAGAGGGAUCGUCCUCGAUGGCGCCUGGAGUCAGGAAACAUUCCCUGCGUAACAUCACGCCACGCUCUUACAGCAGCCUGCUGAAGUCUGAAUCUGAGGAAGAAGAGGGAGAAGAAGAAACAUAUAAGGCAGAUAGAUCGUCAGUCAAGCCAACUGUAGCUGCUGCUAUCAAGCAAGAACUCGUUCCUCAAGAUGGCGAAACACUGCCACACCCUCCAACUGAGGCAGUGAAGCCUCGCCGGCUGUUCUCCAGAGGAGCUGGGAGCAAACAAAGAGCUUACAAGGAACAGGAGAACACGGAGGAGACGGAGCCCAGAGAUACUUUACCAGAAACCAGCCCAUCCAGAUGCCCAAUGCCGAAGCUGCAGCAGCUACAAAUACACUUACACCGUCUGCCUGAUUUUAUCCUGCAGUCUUUCCUGUAUUUGCCCAAGCAGCGUACCCAGUGUCCGGAUCAGUGUGCUGCACAGACUCAUCAAAUAUUGUCCCAGCUAAUAACCCAGCUUCCUAAUUCCCAUUCAUCACAUUCCACACCACAGGGUCCUCCAGAACUGUCACAGCCUGUAACGCAUCCCGCUUCUCCACCUUCCCCACAUCCCAUAACAGACCCUACUCAGAAAUAUUUGCUGUUACGUUUGCACCGUUUGCCUCGGGCUGUGGUGCAGUCAUCCUUGGAUUUGCACAAAUAUCUAUCAACCUCUCAACAAGAACAACAUCCCCAGUCCACUAUGCACUCAGCUCUGACAGAGGUUUCGUCAAAGUUGUGUUUUGAUGAUGCUCCAGAGUCUGAGGUGCAGUCCCCAGAUGUUUUGACUGAGACUCACAGAGCUAACAAAGAUAAAACUGUUCAAGUGCUCCCACAGACUGUCGAUCCACACACAGAGUUACACACAGAGGGUACGCAGGAGGACAGCCGAGCGGAUCAGCCUGAAAAGGAGGAGGACGGCUCUGUAAAAGCAACGGUGCUGCAAAACUGUCCAACAACUGACACACACUAUGUCCUUCGUUCCCAGAAUCCUGCAGAGUGUGCGUCAGUGAACACCCUGACUGGGUUAACUAAUGGGUUUCCCCAAAAGGGCCUGUUGCAGAACAAGUACAAGAUUCGUGUAGACUUCAAGGAGGACUGUGCUGUCCAGAACGUGUGGCUAAUGGGCGGCCUGAGCGUCCUUACGUCUGUCCCUACUACACCACAACCUGUCUGUCUGCUCUGCGCCAGUAAAGGACGGCAUGAGAUGAUAUUCUGCCAGAUCUGCUGUGAGCCUUUCCACAGUUUCUGCCUCUCACCAGAGGAGCGCCCCCAGGAAGAGAACAAGGAAAACUGGUGCUGCAGGCGCUGCAAAUUCUGUCACGUGUGUGGCCGUCGAAGCAAAAACACAAAGCCAGUGUUGCAGUGCAGGAGAUGCCAAACCUCCUACCACCCUUCCUGCUUGGGACCAACUUAUCCAAAGCCUAUGAACUGCAACAUGCCUUGGGUGUGUAUGACAUGCAUUCGGUGUAAAAGCUGCGGCGUGACUCCUGGAAAGACCUGGGACCUGGCCUGGAACCACGAGCAGGAUCUUUGUCCUGACUGCACUUCUCUCCACAAAAAAGGUCAUUUCUGCACCGUCUGCCACAAGUGCUACAACGUCAACGAUCAACACACACAGAUGAUUCGGUGUUCGGAGUGCAGCCACUGGAUUCAUUACACAUGUGAAGGACUUUCAGAUGAGCUGUUUGGGUUGCUGUCCAGCCAACCGGAGCAAGGGUUUUUCACCUGUUCGCCCUGCAGCCAGCAGCAAGCAGAAUGCUGCAGCUUGAAGGAGGAGCUACAGAGCAGGCUGGUAGACGGGCUGGAGGAGGUGCUCACUGACCUCCUCUCCGACAACGCCACACAACACCUCCUUAUGUGUAAAAUGUGUUCGGAGACAAACAACACACAAUUUGUCAGGGACCAGCAACCCGUGUGUGAUCUACAAGCCGUGGAGAAGAAGUUUAAAGGGGGCCAUUACACCUCAAUAAAAUCUUUCCAUGCGGAUGUCGUCUCCGUGAUGAGGAAGGGGCUGAAGGAGGAGGAGCUUCUCCCCGAGGAACAGAGACCAACCAUUCAGGCCAGGGCACGCUAUGUCAAAGUUAUUGAGCAGACAUUCAGUUGGUUUCCUGCAAGCCAUCUGAAAAAGUGGAACUCAUUCACCGAAGAAUUACCAAGUGGCAUGAUCCCUGAGGCGGUCCUUCCACCAUCUAAGGAGCACAACUAUGCGCAGUGGCUGGAAAGGACAUACCAUCCCAAAGAGUCCAGGGGCCCACCGGUGGGGAAAACUGAUUCUGUGCUAUCCUCAGUCAAGACACAGCAGUCUGGUGUGUCGCACAGCCGCCCUCUGUAUUCACGUGGUGUAAAGAGUGAUCUGGAAGCUACCAAGGCUGAAGAUAUAAGGCAGUGUGCCCUGUGCCAACAAAAUGGAGACUAUGUUCCCAGGGAUGCCGGCCGGCUGUUGUACUUGGGACAGAAUGAGUGGGCUCACAUUAACUGCUGCCUUUGGUCUGCAGAGGUGUAUGAGGAGAAUUGUGCUCUUUUGCAAGUGCAUAGCGCUGUCUCAAGAGGGCGCCACCUGCGUUGUGAUCGUUGUGGGCAGUCGGGAGCCACGGUGGGCUGCUGUCUCUCCACCUGCCAGAAUAAUUUCCACUUCAUGUGUGCCCGUUCCCAGAACUGUGUGUUUCAGCUGGACAGGAAGAUGUUCUGCUUCAAACACCGGGACCUUGUCAGUGCGAAGAUGGUGUCUGGGAAAGGGUUUGAAGUCUCUCGGCGUGUAUAUGUGGACUUUGAUGGAAUCAAUCUCAGAAGAAAGUUCCUCACAGGCCUAGAGCCAGAAUCCAUAAACAUGACCAUAGGCUCUCUGCAGAUUCAGAAACUAGGUGUGUUAUCAGAGCUGUCGUCAAAUGGGAGGAUGCUGUAUCCCGUGGGCUAUCAAUGUGCUCGGUUGUACUGGAGCACUGUGGACCCCCGCAGACGCUGCAAGUACACAUGUAAGGUGACAGAAGUGAGCACGCCUCUGCCUGGUGAGGAACAAGACCCGCGGUGGGACCAAGAACAGAACCACACCAUAGUCCACAGCCCCAACCACCACAGAGAAAUGGAGUCCCCAGAGCGUCUACGCUCCUCAUCCAGCCCGAUAAAGUCCGCUACUCCAUCACCCAACUCUAAACAGCACAACACGCCUGGCUCCAAAAGUCCUGGUUACACACAGACCAGGAAACCAGCAGGAGGAUCAUCUCGACCUCUUCCAUCUCCAGGGUCCGCUCUUCCCAAACCGCAUCACAUCCUGACAUUGAGGGACCUGGACGACACCCGUCGGCCUCGCAGGCUCUCAACAAGAAGCCGCUGCAGUUCCUCGCCAACCGACAGCGACCCAUCUGUGCCGAUGACCCUCCGCUCUGGUGGCACCGUCCACUCCAGAUGUACCCUGUUUAGCUCCCCUCCAAGGCCAGCAAAUUUGGGAGCAGUCUCUCCUCCUCUGUCACGACAAAACUCAGCAUCACCAGUCUGGAGCUCCCCUCCUCGAUCCAACUCCAGCAUUACUGCAGGGCUGUCCCCUCGGCAAGGAGCCAUCACUCACUCCCCCAAAGGGAGGCAGAACUUUAAAAUCACCACUCCCAUUUCUGCAGAGGUUCCCCAAGACUUCCUAGCAUCAUCUGAGGCUGAAGAUGCUGCAGUAGCCACAUCCAAUGGCAUCUCACUAGCCCCUGAUAACCUGGAAGACGAGGUAGCCCACCUGAUGUCCCAGGAGCUGCCGUACACCGUGUUUGACACUGACACAGAGGUAGCGGUGGCCUCCAUGCUGAAUGCUAAGCUUGAGUUUGAUGAAGCUCUGCUCACUGAGAAUGUGGCACUUCACUGUGUGGCACAAGGCGGGAGAGGAGAGGUGGAAGGCGUGGCGCAAGAUGUGGAAAUGCAAGUAGAUAAUCCGGAGAAUGACUCGAGCCAUUACUUUAAAUUUUCCCGCACAGUGGUGUGCGACGCAGCUAGCAGCUCAGACGCUUCAGGUCAGCUCACUUCAACACAGUCGAUCUCGCAGUUAGAUGGAGCGGACGGCGGGUCAGAGAGUGACGAAAGCGAAGCGGUCGAUGAUGAAGCUCAGGAGGACACAGAAGGAGAAGAUGGAGAAAGUAAGAUCCACACCCACCAUAGUAAUACACCCACUAAGCAGCUGACGGUCGCUCUAAAGAGGCUAGAGUCAAUCUACACGGUGUCAACGUCAACCGCUAAGCCGGAGUUUCAGGAAAAUACUCCACCGGCUGAUGUUUUUGAAGCAAGUUAUGCAAACGACGAGGUGUCAGUUCAGGAGGAAGAAGUCCCGAUGAGCUCUGACACGCCAAUAUCUCAAGAUGAGGUGUUUUUGGAUUCCACCACAGGCCAUUUUGUUUCUUCUGAAGACGGUGCUGUGGUGUGCACGAAUAGCAUUGAAGUUGGCGACAAAGAAGACAGCAACUCCUCGACCGACUCCGUUGAAGGGUUUAAAGAUGAUUUGAAAGACCCUGACUACUCUCCAGAUCAUACUGAGGGUCCAGAGCGUAAAACCAAAAAAUCUCCCACAACGCCGGUGAAAGCCAUCAUUGUCAAGACAAAACGUCCAACAUCAAACCUCAAACGCUUGUCACCAAAACCGUGUCUUCCACAGCAGCGCAAACUCAAACUGCUGUUACACCCUCGACCUACACAGACUGUAAAUAAUGCUUCCACUGCUGCUGCCACUCUCCCACGCACGGUCACCUCCCCCAUCGUGGUCAAUGGUUUAAAUGUACCUAUUCAGGCCGGGGCCUCACGGGGAAGAACCAUCGCCAUUCGCUUGGACAGCUCGACAGGAAGUCAGCAGCAAGUUGCAAUUCAAAAUCAAGCUGCAGCCUCUAGCUCGCCAGCUCCCGCCCCUCAGGUCCUUCUGGUCAACAGACAAGGUCAGAUUCUGAUCAAAGACCCGAGAUCCAACACUUAUCAGUCACUCAGUACAAACUCUCCUGCCUACAAUAAAAUAAGCCAGAUUGCCAAGAUUCUCCACAGUGGUAAUGCCUUGCAGCGCUCAGUCCCUCGUGUCAUAAUAAAGCCUCGCUCCAGCCUCUCUGCCACAAACGUCCCGUCUGCCGGUAACCACACCACAACAACCGAGAGAAAAAUAAUUGUCAGAGUGGUGCCUGUGAAAAGCAUUGGGACUCCAGCUCCCACAACUCCAGUGAUCGUGCAGAGUGUCCCUGAAGCAAGUUUCUCCAACAUUGAAGAAAGCACAGCCCAGGCUAUUAUUGACCGAGCAAUGGCUACCCACCGUGACGAGCCAAAGACAAAACCCAUCAUCCUCGGUAAAACUCGGCAGCCAAAGGUCAAACAUCUUCAGCCAUCCCAAUUUCAGGACGCAGAGGUCUCGGAUCUGUCACCAGCUGCACGUUUGGAGUCCCCCAGUGGUUUCCUUAAAGAACCAAAUUUUAACCUGCAACCAACCCCCGCUUCAUCAUCACGCCCCCAGGUGAAAGUCAAGAGAGUGUCGUCGGUGUCUGAACGGCCCUCCAAGAAGAAAUCUAAGAUGGACUUCUUGAGGGAUCCCUCAAGUGAGCUGGAUGAAGUAACUGAAGCCAGGCUGAGUGGUGUGAGAAUGAAAGCUCCACCAAUGAAGGAUAUCCUUGUUACGGACCAGGAGAAAAUGGCACAUAAGCCUGAGCCGUUGAGGAUUACUGCUCCACCUCCUCCUACACCCUCAAGGCAUCCUCGGGUUGAGAGUCCACCCCCAAGUGCACAAACCAACAGUCCCAUUCAUGGUAAAACACACACGUGGGUCAGAGCUCGCCACGGAGAUCUCACCGAAUGGGGCCCUUAUUCAGGUUUUAGCUCUGAAGAAGAUGCACCUGGACCCAAACACAGAAAGAAGACAUACAUGAACCAGCCCCACCUGCGUUUUGAAAUCACCAGCGAUGAUGGCUUCAGCGUUAAGGCUAACAGCAUAGAGGUCGCCUGGCGUGCGGUGAUUGACGGCGUCCUUGAAGCUCGAGCAGGCUUCCACCUGAAGCAGCUGCCUCUGGGCGGGAUGAGCGGGCCGCGGGUGCUCGGCGUCGUCCACGAUGCCGUCAUCUUCCUGCUGGAACAACUGCAUGGUGCCGCAAACUGCAAACGUCACCGCUUCCGCUUCCACCGCUGCGAUAACAUCGAGGAAGAGCUUCCCCUCAAUCCGAGCGGCUGCGCUCGUACUGAAGUCUACACGCGGAAAGCAACUUUUGAUAUGUUCAACUUCCUGGCAUCACAGCACAGAGAGCUCCCUGUCAUAGUGGGCCCCUUUGAUGAAGAGGAGGAUGAAUUCCCACUCAAAUCUUCCAGGCGAGCCACCAGCAGUGAGCUUCCCAUGGCAAUGAGAUUCAGACACCUGGAAAAAAUCUCCAAAGAAGCAGUAGGAGUUUACAGAUCUGAAAUUCAUGGUCGCGGGCUUUUCUGCAAAAGGAACAUCGAGGCCGGCGAGAUGGUGAUAGAGUACGCUGGCACCGUCAUUCGCUCGGUCCUGACCGAUAAGCGGGAGAAAUAUUAUGACGGCAAGGGCAUCGGCUGUUACAUGUUCCGCAUCGACGACUUCGACGUGGUUGACGCGACGAUGCAAGGCAACGCGGCUCGUUUCAUCAACCACUCGUGCGAGCCAAACUGCUACUCUCGCGUCAUCAAUGUGGACGGCCGCAAGCACAUUGUCAUCUUCGCACUGAGGAAGAUCUACCGGGGCGAAGAGCUGACCUACGACUACAAGUUCCCCAUCGAGGACGAGAACAGCAAGCUGCACUGCAACUGCUCGACGAGACGCUGCCGUCGCUUCCUGAACUAGUACAACACACACGCACACACCGAGCACAAACAUCCAUCUUGUUGAAUGCACUUGAAUUGAGGAGGCGGACUUUGAUGAACUGAUGAAGGCGACUGUUGUGAUGUAGCCGUAAGAGUGAAUACUCCGAUACACAACCUGUAUCUGCUGAAAGCCUUCGCUUUGUUAGAAGCCUAAUUUAUAGACUGAUGGGGGACAUUUCUGUCUUCUGAACUGCUGUGAACAGUCACAAAAACCAGAGUAGAGCCAUAUGUCAAAGCUUGGGAUGAAUACUAUUUAUGUGAUUUCAGACUGCUGGAUCGUUGGUCUGCUAGGAAGUGCAGUUAAAUUAAGGAAAAUGUAUUUUUGGGGGAUUUUUGUACUGUUUUAGCAUCUCAAACACAUUCUUUCUGUUGUACAUUGUUGAAUUUGUCAGUAGCCUCCGCUGGAACUGGAGCUAGAGCUAGACAACAGCCGGGAGGCAAUUAUUACCAACUACAAACAGUGCACGCUAAGAUUACCUGAUUGCAGCUAUUACUGUGUAUUAUUAUGCUGGUGUUUUUGUAAAUACAAGGUCACAGAAGGAUGAGGAGAAUUUAUUCAGCACCUUACUUUGACACGACCUUCUCCGGCAGCACUGGUGUCGCAGUAGGCGGGACAAAUUUUACUUCAAAGCAGAAUAAACACAUUUGACUCGAGGAAACUCGUGCACAUCGUAGUGCAGCUGUAUUUUAACUUCAGUCUGGAUACCAGAAGGUGCUGGUGACAUUUAACCCAAAAGGUAGUUUUAACAUAGUCACCCAAAUCUCCCCCCCCCCAGUUGAAAUGUCCUGUUUUUAUUUGUGACUGCAGAGAUGCUGUGAUCUACAUGCUUUUAUCCCGCCAUUACUGUCUGUUCUUUAUUUGUUAAAUUGUACUGUUUGUGUAUUUUAAGGUCUAUAAGGGAGAGUUUUCUUGGUGCAUCCAGGGUUCAAACUGACUAUAGUGAUCUUGCUCUGCACAGUCCCUUAUACAUCUUUUUGUAUUUUUGUAUAUUUGAACAAUAAAUGUAUAUUCAACAAGCUGAUGGAAAUAAAUGUGUUUGAGCUUUUAACUUUCUGUUUGUAAGUGAAGAACAAUGCUAUUGUUUAGUUAAUCUAAGUUAAUCUUUUCUCUUUAUGUUGUGGCUGUUUUGCAUCCUCUUGUCUCUCACAGGUGUUAGGGUUACUACCUCAAAGGUGUUCUGAAGCAAGAUUUAAUUUAAUUAACUCACUUAAUGAACUACAGUUUCCUCAUUGUUCAAUAUGUCUAAUUAUUACUUCUUGAUCGUAUGAAAACAAAAAACAUCCAUACUAUUAAACACUGACUUGCUAAUAUGCCUGUGAUUUAUUUCUGAAGGAAUAGGUGGCCACCAUUUUUGUGCUAAUUUCCCCGUGUGUGCAUCCGCAGCCAGCUGAUGCCUGUAGAUAAAUGGGAUACUAGAGUUUAGGUUGAAGGCUGAAUGCUGUAGAAGUUUGUUUUGGGUUUUUAGGAUUAAUAAUUAACACUCAAAGCUUUGUUACUUUAUCAGCCCACUAUGGAUCCUUGCCUGUACAUAGUUGUAUAAAGAGUUUCUAAACCUGUUAAAUAUUUUUUUACCUCCAAAUUUCUUUCUUUCUUUUUUAUUCAUGUAAAAUAAAAAAUUUACAUGUUCAAAAUUUGCCUUCUAUUUGCCAAUGUCUUUAAAUAAUUAAAAUUAAAAUAUUACCUGUGAUUCUUAA